AUGUCUGGUCGUGGUAAAGGAGGACAGAGCCAUGGAAAAGGGAGUGCUAAAUGGCAUCGUAAGGUUUUGUAUGAUAAUAUUAAAGGUAUUACUAAGCCCGUUAUUUUCCACUUGACUCAUCGAGGUGGUAUGAAGCGCAUUUCGGGGCUUAUUUAUGUGGAGACCCAUGGUGUUUUGAAGGUGUUUUUGGAGAAUGUGAUUUGUGAUGCUGUUACCUACACUGAGCAUGCUAACAGGAAAACUGUUACAGCUAUGGAUGUGGUGUAUGCUCUAAAAUGCCAAGGCAGGACCCUUUAUGGCUUUGGAGGCUAA
This is a messenger RNA of Protopterus annectens (West African lungfish), 312 nucleotides long. Its product is annotated as histone H4-like. The transcript has a single exon. Lineage: Eukaryota; Metazoa; Chordata; Ceratodontiformes; Protopteridae. The record is from RefSeq and is a predicted model, not a curated record. Gene Ontology annotation, molecular function: structural constituent of chromatin; protein heterodimerization activity; DNA binding. Gene Ontology annotation, biological process: nucleosome assembly. The coding region runs from base 1 to 312 and encodes 103 amino acids.